This is a messenger RNA of Bombina bombina (fire-bellied toad), 1750 nucleotides long. RefSeq names its product protocadherin-16-like. Gene Ontology annotation, biological process: homophilic cell-cell adhesion. The transcript has a single exon. Gene Ontology annotation, cellular component: plasma membrane. The record is from RefSeq and is a predicted model, not a curated record. Gene Ontology annotation, molecular function: calcium ion binding. The annotation marks the transcript as partial. Lineage: Eukaryota; Metazoa; Chordata; Amphibia; Anura; Bombinatoridae.
ACUACAACCCUGCCUCUGAUGCCACGUUUCUACAGCUAUGCUGCCCUUUGCCCUGUGCCUGCUGCUAUUCCUGGCAUACCCCCUUUCAUCCUCCUCUCUGGGCACCUUGGAGUUACACAUCGAUGAGGAGCAGCCGGCAGGAACAAUCAUUGGGGACAUUAGUGCCGGCCUUCCUCCAGAAUCCAGUGGGCAUAUGUUUAUCAUAUCAGCUCUGGAGGGCAGUGGAGUAAACAGUGACCUGGACAUAGAUGAGCGUACAGGCAUCAUUAAGACAGCAAGGGUGUUGGACAGAGAGCAGCGCAAACUCUACAGCUUCAUAGCAGUUACUCUAGAAGGUAUUACAGUAGAGGUCGAUAUCCAUGUAGAUGAUAUCAAUGACCAUGCUCCUGUCUUUGCAAAAGAACGGACUGAGCUUGGCAUUCCGGAGCAUACUCCCGUGGGCACCCGCUACCCGCUAGAGCCUGCUGUGGAUGCUGACAGUGGAGUACUUGGUACUCAGGGUUAUCUAAUCCGUAGUGGGGACCCAUUGCAGGCCUUUCGUUUAGAAACCCGUGCUUUGUCCAAUGGAAUCCUCUCUGUGGAGCUGGUAGUGAGUGCAGAGUUGGACCGUGAGAACUGUUCAUCUUAUUCAUUGACCCUUGAAGCCUAUGAUGGGGGUUCUCCUAGUCGCAGUAGUCAGAUGACACUGGAUGUGGCCAUUCUAGACAUUAAUGACCAUCCACCAGUGUUUAACCAAAGCCGCUACCAGGCCCUCAUAUCAGAGAGUCUUCAUCCGGGGUCCAGUGUUUUACAAGUCUAUGCAACUGAUGCCGACCAGGGUUCUAAUGGAGAAAUCACAUAUGAGAUCAAUCGCAGACAAAGUGACCCUGAGGGCUUCUUUACUAUCCACCCAAAAUCUGGUCUUAUUCAGCUGAGCAAGCCACUGGACUAUGAGACAAGGAAAGCCCAUGAGCUUGUAGUCCAAGCACGAGAUGGAGCAAGUCAGCCAGAAGUAGGAACAGCAUUUGUAUCAAUCCAAGUCAGAGACUCUAAUGACAACCAGCCCAGUAUGACAAUUAUUUUCUUAAGUGAGGAUGGGGCUCCACGGGUGUCUGAAGGGGCCACACCAGGGCAGUAUGUGGCCCGUAUCUCUGUUUCUGACCCUGAUUAUGGGGAGUAUCCUCAUGUGGAUGUAACUUUGGAGGGAGGUGAGGGGAAGUUUGCAUUAACUACCAAAGACAGUAUCAUCUACCUCAUAUGUGUGGACAAGCUUCUGGACCGUGAGGAACAAGACUCAUACCGUCUACGGGUGAUGGCCACUGAUUCAGGGACACCUCCCUUAAGAGCAGAGUCUUCUUUUGUUCUGGAGGUCACAGAUGUAAACGAUAAUCCACCAGUAUUUGAUAAACAGGAGUAUAGUCACAUAGUGCCUGAGGCCGUCCAUCCUGGGAGCUUCUUGCUACAAGUCACAGCGCGAGAUAAAGACCAAGGAUUAAAUGGUGAGGUUAAGUACAGUCUGCUGCCAACCCCUUGGUUCCUUAUCCACCCAGACACUGGUGUAAUCACCACAGCAGCACCACUGGAUUAUGAACGUGAUCCCCAGCCAAGGGUGACAGUUGUGGCAUCAGAUCUGGGUCAACCACCAUUGUCUGCCACGGCCCUGGUUACAGUACAGCUGCUGGAUUUGAAUGAUAAUGAGCCUGUGUUCUCCAGCCCCAUAUAUAAUGCCACACUAAGUGAGAGUACUGCGCCCGGCAGCUGCUUCCUGAAG